UAAACCUUUUUGAAGAGUUGCUUGUGAUACCAAACCAAGCCUUAAGUCACGUUCAUUUCAAACUUCAAACUAAGUAGAAGGAUACCUGCUAUGGCUUCUAAUCUUCCAACUAUCGCUGCCGCAACGGCAAGGUCCGCUGCCACGACGACGUCGUUUCAGGAAAAACAUCACCGUUCGGUCUUCGAGCUCUCACCUAGCGUCUUCGACUCUUGCUACUUUCUACCUUCUACUCACUCUUCGAUUUACGAGCCCAACGACAAUGAUCGUCGCAACGUAGGCCUUGAAACGCCCUCAAACAACGUCAUCGCCGAUGGUCCCCAAGACACCGUCGUUUCAGCGCCUAGGUGGACGUGCAACACCUGUAAGGCCCAAUUCGAUUCCCUCCAAGACCAGCGUUCGCAUUUCAAAUCUGAUAUUCAUCGAUUCAAUGUGAAGCUGACAGUUGCGGGAAAGAAUAUUGUUAAGGAAGAGGAUUUUGAGGUGUUGACAUCUGAAUUUGUCAAAGACUAUGAUGUUUCAAGCAUAUCAGGAUCAGAGAGUGACAGCGACAGUGAAAAUGAGUCUCAAAAUCGCAAUGAAGUGCGUGACAAAUCAAGAGAAAUUCUUAAACAAAAGCUAUUUGUUGGUCUUCAAUCAGGUCAAAGUGUUUCUCUCUGGAAGUGCUUGAUUAUGAAUAUGAGUGAUGAGAAUGGAAGUGCAGAGAACGAAGUGUGUGAGAGGUUGAAAUCUCUGAUUCUUGAGCCCAGGGAUAAUAGUCAUUUGCGAAUCGUACUGCUUGCAUCUGGUGGACACUUUGCUGGUUGUGUCUUUGAUGGUGAUGCAGUUGUGGCUCACAAGACCUUUCACAGAUAUGUUGUGAGGGCCAAGGCUGGAAAGAAACAAUCAUCAAAAGAUGCUUCUGGAAGGGCUGCACAUUCUGCUGGUGCUUCACUUCGUCGUCAUAAUGAACUUGCAUUAAAAAAGGAAGUUCAAGAACUGCUUACUUCUUGGCGACCUUAUUUUGAUGCUUCCAAAUGCAUUUUUAUAAAUGCACCUUCAAGUAGUCGUCAAUUGUUCUAUAAUGGAGAAAAAUCACUCUUUUCCAAUCCGCAUUGUGCUAUCAGAAAUAUUCCUUUCACUGUUCGGAGGCCUACUUUUAGGGAAGCAAAACGUGUAUAUAGCCAGUUGACUCAAGUAUCCUUUGAAACGGAUGAGAAGGAAACAUUACAAAGCAACCAAGAGGGCUUAAUAUCAAUUCCAACUGCUGUAAGAAAUACAGACCUACUCUCCAGCGAAGGGGACAUGAUUGAGUUGGAUAACAAAGAUGAGGCUAAAGCUAGUUCAAGCAAAAAGGAUGCACAACCUGUUUUGAGUGAUGAAGAGAGUGAGAAUGAGCUACCUGGCAUAUCAACUCCAUUACAUCAAGCAGCAAAAUCUGGAGAUGCUCACAAUGUCAUGGAACUCCUGGAACAGGGCUUGGAUCCUUGCAUUAAAGAUGAAAGGGGGCGGACUCCAUAUAUGUUGGCUAAUGAGAAGGAAGUCAGAAAUAUUUUUAGAAGGUUCAUGGCAUCAAACCCUGACAAAUGGGAUUGGCAUGCUGCAAAAGUUCCUAGUGCAUUGACCAAAGAAAUGGAAGAAUCACAAGCUGCUAAACAGGCAGAAAAAGAAGCCAAGAGAAAAGCCAGAGCAAAAGAGUUAAAGAAACUAAAGAAAGCCAAAGAAAAGAGGGCACAGGCAGAAGCUGCGUUGCUUAAGAAUGACUCGAAGGCUGCAGAGAAGCAAAUGACUGCCCCAGCUUCUUCUAAGGGACAAUCACAAUCCAAAAGUGGUGUGAAAAUAUCUAAAGAGGAGGAAAUAAGAAGAGCGCAGGCUGAAGAAAGAGAAAAGAGAGCAGCUGCCGCAGAGAGAAGAAUAGCUGCCCUCAAAAUUCAAGAGAACUGUUCAACCUCCACACAUGCCAUUUCAGAACCUAAAGGAGGAUUAGCUGGUGAAAUUUACUGUUCCUGUUGUAAUUCAUCACUUGCUGGUAAAGUUCCCUUCCACCGCUAUAAUUAUAAUUACUGCAGCACAUCAUGCAUGCACGUACACAGGGAGUUCCUAGAAGAUGGAUGAUGUGUUUUGAUAUUAUUUUAUAAUUUUAUGUGCAAAUUUAGAUUAUAUCCAUUUUUUUCUUGAAUAAUGGGAAGAGAAGAAAUUAUUUACCUAUAAAUUUUCCCAUAGAUUAUGGGCAUUUGUGA
Messenger RNA from Arachis duranensis, 2216 nucleotides. RefSeq lists its product as uncharacterized. Gene Ontology annotation, molecular function: protein binding. The record is from RefSeq and is a predicted model, not a curated record. The transcript has 7 exons. Bases 91 to 2091 code for a protein of 666 amino acids. NCBI's taxonomy places the organism in Eukaryota, Viridiplantae, Streptophyta, Magnoliopsida, Fabales, Fabaceae.